AUGACAAAAAGCGUUACCACCGAGGCUCCCCCAAACGUACAAAUUCAAACGAUUGCCGAUAUUACAAAGCCGAAACAAAAAGUUGGUGCUGUUCUUUACGAUAUUAAUAUAAAUUUAAAUUAUGUGCAAGUCUGUGCGGCUACACGUUAUCUAAAAGAUAAAGAUUGCGCUUUAAUUGCAGCCGGCACGGACUGGCUGUUGCCAAUGACAACCGAUUUAACAAUACCAGGAUUCUGUGAUACGCUCGAAACAAUACAGAGGUUUACGCACAAGGAGGCUAUAAUUGUCAGCAAACCGGCGGCAUUGUUGGGUGACAUAGUGAAGGAAAUUUACAAAUUGAAAGAUCCAAAACGUUGCCUGUUUAUUGGCGAUUCUAUGACGCACGAUAUACGCUUCGCUCUCGCAGUUGGCUUUCAAGCGUUGCUGGUUUUGUCCGGUAGCACUCCGAAAGAGGAAAUGUUGGCAGCCGACAUUGAGCAGCAACCUGAUUAUUACGCGGAUGGCAUAGCCGAUUUCAUAACACUUUUUGAAAAUAUUACAAAUGCUUAGAGUAAAACCGUAGUAGUAUUAUUUUUACUAAAUGUUGGCAAGUAUGUAUUUUUAUAGCCUUGCAAAACGUAUUCGAAAUAUAAUAAAUCUUCAUAUCA
This is a messenger RNA of Anastrepha obliqua, 647 nucleotides long. Its product is annotated as glycerol-3-phosphate phosphatase-like. Bases 1 to 549 code for a protein of 182 amino acids. The record is from RefSeq and is a predicted model, not a curated record. The transcript has 3 exons. Gene Ontology annotation, cellular component: cytoplasm. Lineage: Eukaryota; Metazoa; Arthropoda; Insecta; Diptera; Tephritidae. Gene Ontology annotation, molecular function: phosphatase activity.